Messenger RNA from Funneliformis geosporum, 138 nucleotides. Lineage: Eukaryota; Fungi; Glomeromycota; Glomeromycetes; Glomerales; Glomeraceae. The record is from the annotation of a GenBank genome assembly.
AUGUGCCUGCUAGAAGCGCCAAAGGCAGAGAUAGCGGGGGAUUCGACAGUUGAUGGUAUUACCGAAGUAGAUGAUGGCGUUUCUUUGGAAUUUUUGACGACUUUGGAGAUGAUUCUCUUAGGGAACGCUCAGUGGUAA